This is a messenger RNA of Dromaius novaehollandiae (emu), 2382 nucleotides long. It is a transcript of the gene TSEN54, whose product is annotated as tRNA splicing endonuclease subunit 54. Gene Ontology annotation, biological process: tRNA-type intron splice site recognition and cleavage. NCBI's taxonomy places the organism in Eukaryota, Metazoa, Chordata, Aves, Casuariiformes, Dromaiidae. Gene Ontology annotation, cellular component: tRNA-intron endonuclease complex. Bases 86 to 1639 code for a protein of 517 amino acids. The transcript is spliced from 11 exons. The record is from RefSeq and is a predicted model, not a curated record.
GGGAGCGCGCUAGCGCUCGCCGCGUCCGGCCGGCGCUAGGACCCCGCGGAGCCGCGCCGGAAGCGGCUGCCCGCGGCGCGCGCCCAUGGAGCCGGGCGGCUCGCGCCGCCUCAGCACGGCGGAGCUGCUGGCGGCCCGCGCCCGCAAGGCCCCGCCGCGCUCGCGCGGCCAGAAGGACUUCGCCCCCGACGGCUCCGAGGAGCAGGCGGAGAAGCUGCGGCGGUGCCGCGAGGAGCAAUGGCAGCUGCUCUCCGAGGAGCGCGUGGAGCGGCUGGGCAACCUGGUGAAAGCUGAGUGGAAGCCAGGACAGGGCAUUGUGGAGCUGCAGUCCCCUGCGGGGAAGUUCUGGCACACCAUGGGGUUCACAGAGCAUGGCAAGCAGUGUCUGCUGCCUGAGGAAGCUCUCUAUCUGCUGGAGUGUGGCUCUGUUCAGCUCUUUUACAGAGAUCUGCCCUUGUCGAUCCAGGAAGCCUAUGAGAUCCUGCUGGCCCAGGAGGCAAUGAGCCUGCCGCAUUACCAGGUAUUCAGCCACUUGAAGCAACUGGGUUAUGUUGUACUGAGAUUCAACCCCAGCACUGUCCUGUCUCCCUAUGAGAGACAGCUGAACUUGGAGAGUCAUUGCCAGAGCUCCGGGAAACACCAUCGCAAAAGGAGGAGGAGCUCCAGCCCUCGGUCACAUGAGAAGAAACAUAAAGUAUCUGAGGGCCUUCCAGAAGCUGACGGGACCUCCGAAAAGGCUGGUGAUGGCUGUGGAGACUCCAGCUGCCUCCCCGCAGAUGAGACCCCCUUGUUAGAGCAGCCAAAGGAGUCAGAUGCUGGCAGUGGAGGGGGAGAGUCAGCCCCAGUUCUUCCUGAUACGGGACAAGAAAAGGACUCUCCCAGCCCCUCCAGGAGUUGGGCUGGAGACCACAGGGAGAGCAGCCCUGGCACCCGCGCGUCCCGCUGGGAUUUUACCACCAUUGUCUUGCCAAACGUGGCCCCAGACCAGCCGUGCACACGUCUCCCCUCACCUGACAAGGGGCUCCUGCCGGAGAACGUGCCGGGGAGGGAAGUCGAUGCCGCUUGCUGGUGCAGACGCAUCAAUCAGAAGCGGGAAAAGCUGUCGCGAAAGGAAAGGGAGCAGCUGGAGAGGGAGAGCAGGUACAAGAGCAGUGUCAAUGCAGACAGGGAGGUGAGGCGCUGCUCCAACUGGCAGGAGUACAAAGCCCUCCUGAAGCAGAGGAGCCAGCAGAAGGUUUGGAGACGACCGCCACAUCUCUGGGACCAACCUGUCACUCCGCUUUUGCGGCUGGAUGAAGCCACCUCAUCAGCUGCUGUCCUCCAGCAGAUCAGCGUGCUGCAGCCCUCCCACAUCCUGGAUGGAGCCUCCCGGCUGCAGGAGGACACAGAGGGCAUGACGAUAGACUUCAACGUGUAUCAAGCAGAUGCUGUGGCCAAGUUUAAGAAGACAAACCCUGGAAAGCCAUAUGUCAGGAUGUGUGUACGGAGCUUUGAUGAGCAGAUUCCAUCCCUCCGAGCUUUGAAGCAGGUCACAUAUCAGAGUGGGGAUGUCCCGGUGGUCUUUGCACUGGUGGACCAUGGAGAAAUUGCCUUUUAUUCGCUAAAGGAAUUCAAGCUGCCAGUUGAUGUUAAUCACUGAAGUUGCUGUCGCGUGCAGAAGUGAUGUGGGAUGAAGGGGAGAGCUUUAUUCAGGAUUUGCUUUCUUGAUUAAUGGAAUAUUAUGGAAAACAGAGCCUGUGAUAACCAACUUUUACACUUGGUAGUCGACCACUGCAACAGGUGUCACUUAACCAGGAGGUGGCUCAUCCAUAAAAGCAAAUUUACUGCAACCAAGCAGUGUGUGCAGCUUAGCGGGGCAUAUCUGGACUGGAAUACGCGCUGCUUUGCUCUUGAAGCCACUGGUUCUCCAGCUUUCUGAUCUCAUGGACCCACUAGCCUUUCUUUGACUAGAUCUGUCGUCUCUGGCUGUCCUGUGGACCACUAGAACACUUUGCUGGUGACCCUCUUUUCGUACGUUAAGAACAGCUGUGCUAGGCCGGUCUGAACGGUUGGAGAAUCGCUGAGGUCAGCCAGGGGCAGAAUAAGCUGAUCAGAGCAGUGGUGGUAUCCUGAGCCUCUGUCAUUCAGCUGCACCAACAAACAUCGGAUCAGAUUCUGAUGUGAAAAACAAAGUCACAGCCGUAAAACUCGGCCACAGGAAUCAAGUUUCUGGAUACUUGAGAGCAGGAAACUCUGGUCUUUGUGCACUGUUUCAUCAACCAGAGGUCACAGAAAGCCCCAGAGCAUUGCAGAUGACACCUUGGCCUUGUGCUGUAAUGGCUGUCCUGAGAUGUGCUUUGGCCAUGCAGCAUUAUAUCUCAUUAAAAUUAUGCCAUAAUAUCA